AUGAACAGUGCAGAGUCCUUGCUGCUUACAUCACUAGGCCCCAGCUCAAGUUCUGGAGAUGGUGAGGAGGAGCCAGGCUGCUUAUUUGAUGAGGAGUUCAAGUUCAUCCUGCUGCCUGUGAGCUAUGCGGUUGUCUUUGUGCUGGGCCUGGCCCUCAAUGCCCCGACCCUCUGGCUAUUCCUCUUUCGCCUGCGACCCUGGGAUGCAACAGCCACCUACAUGUUCCACUUGGCAUUGUCAGACACCUUGUAUGUGUUAUCACUGCCCACCCUGGUCUACUACUAUGCAGCCCGAAACCACUGGCCCUUUGGCACUGGGUUCUGCAAAUUCAUUCGCUUUCUCUUCUAUUGGAACCUCUACUGCAGUGUCAUUUUCCUCACGUGCAUCAGUGUGCACCGCUACCUGGGCAUCUGUCACCCACUGCGGGCACUACGCUGGGGCCGCCCUCGCUUUGCAGGCCUUCUCUGCCUAUCAGUUUGGUUGGUGGUAGCUGGCUGUCUUGUGCCCUACCUAUUAUUUGUCACAACCAGCACCAAGGAAGCCAACAUCCUGUGCCACGAUACGACUCGGCCUGAGGAGUUUGACCACUAUGUGCACUUUAGCUCGGCAGUCAUGGGGCUGCUCUUUGGCUUGCCCUGCCUGGUCACUCUAGUCUGCUAUGGGCUCAUGGCCCGGCGAUUGUAUCGGCCCUUGCCAGGAGCUGCACAGUCAUCUUCUCGGCUCCGUUCUCUCCGCACCAUCACCGUGGUCCUGACUGUCUUUGCUGUCUGCUUUGUGCCUUUCCACAUCACCCGCACCGUCUAUUACCUGGCAAGGCUGUUGAAAGCUGACUGCCAGGUGCUGAACAUUGUCAAUGUGGCCUAUAAGGUGACUCGACCCUUGGCUAGUGCCAAUAGCUGCCUGGAUCCAGUGCUCUAUCUGCUCACUGGGGACAAGUAUCGACGCCAGUUUCAACAGCUCUGCUGUGGUGGUGGGCCCCAGACCCGCACAACUGCCUCCUCCCUGGCACUGGUGACCCUGCAUGAGGAUAGCAGUUGCAGAUGGACAGCCACUCACCCAAACAGUAGCUAUCCUUCUUGUAGGGGAGAACGAUUGUGA
Molecule: messenger RNA, 1098 nt
Organism: Jaculus jaculus (lesser Egyptian jerboa)
Lineage: Eukaryota; Metazoa; Chordata; Mammalia; Rodentia; Dipodidae
Gene: P2ry4
Product: pyrimidinergic receptor P2Y4
Exons: 1
Coding region: 1-1098 (365 amino acids)
Biological process (GO): G protein-coupled receptor signaling pathway; transepithelial chloride transport
Cellular component (GO): plasma membrane
Molecular function (GO): G protein-coupled UTP receptor activity; G protein-coupled purinergic nucleotide receptor activity
Source: RefSeq, a predicted model, not a curated record